GCUGGUGGUGGCCCGCGAGGGUCAUUUCUAGCGCGGGGGAAGGCGGGCCCGCUUAGUUCGCGUUAACCGCCGGCUUGCGGAUCUGCAAAGCACAGAAACCGGAUGACACCACGGGUCUGGGAAAGUGUGACGAGCUCCGCGUUGGGACCACUCGCUGUGUCCAGGGAACUGAGGGACCCCAGGAGAUCUGACAAGAUCAAAGCUGCAGGAGAAUGGACAGUGAGGUACAGAGAGAUGGAAGGAUCUUGGAUUUGAUUGACGAUGCUUGGCGAGAAGACAAGCUGCCAUAUGAGGAUGUUGCAAUACCACUGAAUGAGCUUCCUGAACCUGAACAGGACAACGGUGGAACCACAGAAUCUGUUAAAGAACAAGAAAUGAAGUGGACUGACUUGGCCUUACAGUAUCUCCAUGAGAAUGUUCCCCCUAUAGGAAACUAACACCUGGCUCCUUUUUCCUGUACAUAUUUUUGAAAAAUAUACAGAUACAAAAUGUUUU
This is a messenger RNA of Canis lupus familiaris (dog), 495 nucleotides long. It is a transcript of the gene ANAPC13, whose product is annotated as anaphase promoting complex subunit 13. The record is from RefSeq and is a predicted model, not a curated record. Gene Ontology annotation, biological process: protein K11-linked ubiquitination. Bases 213 to 437 code for a protein of 74 amino acids. The transcript has 3 exons. Gene Ontology annotation, cellular component: anaphase-promoting complex. Lineage: Eukaryota; Metazoa; Chordata; Mammalia; Carnivora; Canidae.